AUGCGACUUCUUGCUAUCAUAUGUGAAAGAAUUUCUGAAAAAACUAUAAUAACUAAACAUGAUUGUUUAUUUUCCUCAUUUUUAACAGAUACGACUGCGCCGACCAAUACAUCAGAAUCUCUUGCUGGAUGGAAAAUUGCAUUGAUUAUUGUUGGAUCGAUUCUUGGUGUUCUAUUAUUAGGAGGAAUAAUUGGUCUGAUUUUAUGGAAAUGCAGUUCUAAGCCAAAAUAUCAAGCCGAAACUCCUCUGGAAUUUCGAUCACCUUCUAAUGACCAAACCAUCCGAAACUCAAUAUCGCAAACUAAAUAUACUGAUCUUCGGCAACGAUCAUCAUCACCAUUUACUCAUCGAAAACAAAAACAAUCCUCAAGUCAUGAUGAUACUAUUCGACCAACAAUACCACAAAUUACAUCAACAUCAUAUGACCUUUCCAAUGGUCAAGAAGCUCGACAAAAUCAACAACGAGUACAAUCAUCAAACUAUGAACAAUAUUCUUUUCCAUCAAUGUAUGAACCAACAUCGAUAUCACCUGAUGUCAUUUAUCAACAUCAGAUACCUCGUGGUCGACAAAGACCAUUACCACCUCGUAAAUGA
Molecule: messenger RNA, 594 nt
Organism: Rotaria sp. Silwood1
Lineage: Eukaryota; Metazoa; Rotifera; Eurotatoria; Philodinida; Philodinidae
Source: the annotation of a GenBank genome assembly